AUGUUGAAGGUAUUUGGCGCAGCACGCUGGCUUCUGGGCCUUCCGCCCGCCAAUGCCAUCGAAGCUCCCCAGCCAGUCGCGGCAACGACGCUCCAUCGCUUCCGAGAGCUCCCGCCCGAGAUUCGGCGUGGCAUCUGGGACCUUGCGCUUCCUCCGUCACGGGUUUACGAACCGGAGGCUUCCUCCACGGAUGUUAUGAAACCAGUAAAAUUCCUUACAGAGUUCCCCCCGCCUACCAUGCGGGAAGCCUGCCGCGAGGCGUAUGGUGUGUGCAUGUCGAGAGGGUGCUUCCAGUUCGGCUACUGGGCGAGUCGCAUGCGAGGCAUCUGGUAUAAUGUCUUCACGGACGCGAUAUACUACACAUGCGAAAUGCAGUGCACUAGAACACAGAUCGAAACCCCCGCCACCAUCUAUCUUUCCGCAGAUUGUGCGCUCCGCUCGCCAAACUGCCGAGACUUCCUGAUGUCACCAAAGUUCGACUACUGCGAGAGGCUGAUAGUCGCUGUCUAUCCGCCCGGUUCCUGGGAGAUGGAUGCGAAGGAACUCAGGGGAACGGAACCAGUCUUCCGGAAAAUCAUGGACGGAGAAUCUGUCGGCUAUCAUGGAUUUGACGAUACCGAUUGGCCCAUGGAAGAGAGACAAGUUGUGGAAGGCUAUGAUGCGCCUGAGAGCGAUAUCAUUGAUUGGGAAGAUGCCAAAGAGGUGAUCUUGAACAUUUUCGAGAGACGAAAGGAGAUCUUACGUGAGAUCAAUGAGGAGAGGCCCAACGAAAUCACGGUCAGAGAAUAUCACGAAGGAAAUCUGGAGGUGGAGGCUGUGGAGGUCUUUCGAAAGCCCAUACCCAAGGCUUUGCCAGCUUGA
Messenger RNA from Colletotrichum aenigma, 861 nucleotides. RefSeq lists its product as uncharacterized. Bases 1 to 861 code for a protein of 286 amino acids. The transcript is spliced from 2 exons. The record is from RefSeq and is a predicted model, not a curated record. Lineage: Eukaryota; Fungi; Ascomycota; Sordariomycetes; Glomerellales; Glomerellaceae.